Molecule: messenger RNA, 1094 nt
Organism: Microdochium trichocladiopsis
Lineage: Eukaryota; Fungi; Ascomycota; Sordariomycetes; Xylariales; Microdochiaceae
Product: CAP domain-containing protein
Exons: 1
Coding region: 145-987 (280 amino acids)
Cellular component (GO): extracellular region
Source: RefSeq, a predicted model, not a curated record
UAUUUUGUUCCGUGAUCCAUCUUGCACAAUAGAAACAAGUGCUUGUGACAUCUGGGACGAGCUUCUUCUGGAUAUUGUCUCCUCAAAGCCCACCACAGUUCUGCCAUUAUACCCACGACCCAGCGAAACCUGAAGGCAGACAACAUGGCCAGGACAACCCACAUCCUCAUGACACUGCUGGCUAUAACCACUGCCCAGCAUGUAUCAGCAUCAGCAGGCGUAGGAGCGCAACAACCUGGCCGCCGGGACACUCAUACUAGCACAAUCACCAUCACCUCUGCUCCUCCAACGCCCUCCGUGUCUCCCGACCUCACCGACGACAAGACAUUCACCUCAGCAGUGCUGGAUACGAGCAACCACUAUCGCUCGCAGCACGGCGCGCGGGAUCUGGUCUGGAACAAGACCCUCGAGGACUUCGCGGCGGAUUAUCUCAAGGAGGUCGCCCCUGACCCUGGGCGCAUCAAUAACAACAACAACAUUAACAACAACAACCUCGGAAAUGCGAACAGCAGAUCCAAGAGGCAAGGAGGUGGCAACAACGACGACGACAAUAACCUCCCACAGUGCAAAUUCGAGCACUCUGGCGGGCCCUACGGCGAGAACCUGGCGAUAGGCUGCCACUCGGCAUCCGGCUGCGUCUCGGCGUGGGGCGACGAGCGGAAGCUCGGGUACCCCUACGGCGCGGCCGACGGGUUCAGCAUGCAGACGGGCCACUUCAGCCAGCUGGUCUGGAAGAACACCACGGCCGUCGGGUGCGCGCGUGCAGAGUGUGCCGCGGGGGACGGCUGGGGCACGGGGUGGUAUCUGGUGUGCGAGUACUGGCCGAGGGGCAAUGUCGGGGGUCAAUAUGGCGAGAUGGUGGGACCUUAUGAGGGCAGUGAGCCGCUUGGUGGUGGUUCGGCAAGCUUAAGGGGAAGGUUGAGCGGUGGUGUUGGUAUACAUUGGGUCGUCGUCGUUGCUGUGGUAGCUGUGCUAGGACUUGUGUGAUAGUUGGUUGGUGGAACUUAUACUGAAUGGUACAAGCAUGACUUUUAAGAGACUAGGCAUGCUGUGAAACUCUCAUUGUAUGAAUGGCCGAACAUAUGGUAUAAGAU